AAUAAUAGACAAAAUAAAAUGGCAAAACACGUAUUAGAAGCCGGCGAUAAAGUAAAAAUUGAGCUAUACAAUGGGCGCGAUAUUCAUGCCGAAUUUGUCAGCGAAAACGAAAAUGGAUUCACUGUCAAAAAGAGCAAGGAUCUGAUCUCUGGAAAGGAGCGAAAGUUCAAUCAAAAUUUUUACCAUUCGGAGGUCAAAUCCAUUGUUAAAAUCCACGUGCCAACUACGCAACAUGAAGUUCCAAGUGAAAGCAAUAACAAACCACGAUGUGAACGUAACGGUUCAAUUGCGAAAAAGAAAUUCUCCCAAAUUGAAAUUGCAACGAUUCAAAAUAUGGCCAGAGAAACGGUACACAUUGCACAACACGAUGAAAGAUACCACAGUUCCAUUGAUGAUUUGAAGCGGCAAUCAAUAAUCACCGUUAAUUCUGAGAAUAGUUUUGGCCGACUCGAUACAAAACGUCCAUUGCUGACAUUGACAACACCAUCUAAAGUCUACAUAUUCGACAUGCUGCGCCUCGGACAAAUGAAAAAAGAAUUUAAAGAAAUUUUUUCAUCAGAUUUACCACGAAAAAUAGUGCACAGCUCAGCUGAAUUGGCGGACUAUCUACUUCACAAGGAAACGUGCACCAUCAACAACGUUUUUGAUACUUUGAUGGUACAUUUCAAUUUGGAAAAGAAACACGAGCAUAUAAAUUUACAAAAAUGCUACGAAAAAUACUUUGAACUGCCAGACGACUUCAUUCUCAGCAAGUUCGACUACAACAUUCGACCGUUAUCGAAAGAGUCCUUGGUUCGAGCUGCAUUGAACUCGAUAAUGCUGAUGAAGUUGUACUGGCACAUGAACGAUAUUUUGAUGAAGCCGUUUUAUAUCGCAAGUAAACAAUUCUCCGAAACUUACUCAAGCGUUGACCACCAAGUUGAUUUGGUGCUGCAUGUGAACGGUCGAGUUUAUCCCGGCGUGGAAAACAUCGAAUUGAACGCAAUCGAGCAACUAGACAACGAACUUGAGUUGAUACAGUUAAACUAAGUCAAAAGGUGUGUGCAUAGAAAAUGGUAUUGGAACUUCUGAGAUGCCUUCACAUCAAAAUUCGUUUUUCUUAAAUUUUAAAUUUACCUGGUCCAGACACGGAAUCGAAACAAAAACUCUAUUGUAUUCACAAAAAGCAUUUAAUUUAUUAUAAUUUCAUUGAAAAGCAAUUUAUUACCCAUCAUAAUAAUACAUAAUUUUUUUAGAAGUCACAGGUAGUUAAUCAAGCGUGAAAUUAAAAAAAAAUAUAUUCAAAAUGCAAAAAUCAUCAUGGUCAAAAAUGCUAUAGACAAACAGACUUCGGCGUUAAUCAAAAACAUGAUUAAUUAAUCAUGACAUUUUCAAAUUGAUUCCAGCCGGUGGGCGCUGGUAUCGAAGAUUUUUUGUUGGAGAUUCAACGAAUACGACAUCUAUUAAAAGACAUAAAGAUUUUUGUUACUCUUUAAUGUUCUUUAACUGUAGCUGCUUGUGCAAAAUUUAUAACAAACACGCAUACACAGAAUCGGUGUCAGUACUAAUACGUUUGCAAUACAGCUAUAUAGUUCGCUAGAGCUGUAUCAACACAGCAGUAGUAACGAAAAUCUCUAUUGUCUUUAAUAGGUGGCGUAUUGUUGAAUUUUCAUCAAAUAUUUCCAUACAAAAAGUGCUUCACUAGCGCCCACCGAUUCCGGCUAAAUGCAGUGAUAUGCACAUUUAUGUUUUAGUCACUAAUAAAUGCAGUAAAAUUGAUAAGAGCAGACAAUUUUAUAUAAAGAUCAGAAUUGCUAAUAUCAGAAUCCGAAUUCUGUGUAUGUUGCACAUUGUGAAGAGUGAGAAUUUGUGUGCAUGCACAUGAAAAUAAUGUUUUUUUUUUCUUUGCGAAAGAUUCAAAUACGAAUUUUAUUUAUCAAAAGAAAAAUGGUUAUUGGAUUAUUGGAUUUAUACGGGGAGUAUACUAGGUCUGCUAUCCAGCAAAAUCCAUAGUUUCUCGUUGCUCAGGUUUCUUAACCUAUUGCAAGACACCCGUUUGUGUGUCUAAAACACACUAAGUAGUUCAUUAUCAAAAUUAAGAAUGUAUUUUUGAUGUAGGAUGACAAAAUGAAUCUUUACAUUUCAAAAGUCAAAAUAUUCACAUUCCACUUCACAUUUGUGACUUUAAAACAAUAAAAUUUCAUUGACACACGAUAAUUUCAAAAUUCAUAAACCAAAUAGAAUUCGGUUCAGUUUUUCGAUUGAAAUAAUGCAUAAAUUUGAACAUUACUUUUGAUUUCAAAUUAAAAAAUAUUAAAUUUUAUUUCUUCAUUCAAAGAGUAAGCAAAAUAUACCGUUUAGUGUAAAAAGACGAAUAAUUUAAGCAACGGAUUGUACUAAACAUCACUGUAAUAGUCAACACAAUAACUAAAAAGGCAAUACCAAAAUGUUACCCAACCAAAUUUUUAUUUAAGCAGAAGUUCACGCGAAAAGAAAAGUUGUUCUGAAAAAUAUAAAUAAAAAUGUAAAAUUUCAUUUUAGAA
Molecule: messenger RNA, 2522 nt
Organism: Contarinia nasturtii (swede midge)
Lineage: Eukaryota; Metazoa; Arthropoda; Insecta; Diptera; Cecidomyiidae
Product: protein Exd1 homolog
Exons: 3
Coding region: 19-1029 (336 amino acids)
Biological process (GO): nucleobase-containing compound metabolic process
Molecular function (GO): 3'-5' exonuclease activity; nucleic acid binding
Source: RefSeq, a predicted model, not a curated record